This is a messenger RNA of Helicoverpa armigera (cotton bollworm), 4406 nucleotides long. Its product is annotated as ecdysone oxidase. NCBI's taxonomy places the organism in Eukaryota, Metazoa, Arthropoda, Insecta, Lepidoptera, Noctuidae. The coding region runs from base 64 to 1785 and encodes 573 amino acids. Gene Ontology annotation, molecular function: oxidoreductase activity, acting on CH-OH group of donors; flavin adenine dinucleotide binding. The transcript has 5 exons. The record is from RefSeq and is a predicted model, not a curated record.
AAUAAUGAAAAGCUUCAUUUCAGAUCUCACUAACUGGUACUUGGAUCAUCAUCAUCAAUUAAAAUGGAGACGGCAGCUGGAGUUGUAUGGAAACUCACCAAGAUGCAGGGCAUCUUGAAACUGUUGACAUAUCUACAGCUGACAGCUUAUUUGUGGCCACCAGAAGCUACUGUAAAAGAUGGAGCGUAUGCUGAUUUUGUAAUAAUUGGCGGUGGGACUGCUGGCAGCAUAAUUGCAAGUUCUCUACUGAAAUACAAACACGUAAGCGUGAUAGUUGUUGAAGCUGGUGGUAUGGGCGAAUUUGAAACCCAGCAAGCAGGAUUAUUUCCAUUAACUAAGAAUACAGAGUAUGAUUGGCAAUUUAAAACUGUAGAAAACAGAUUAAUACAACAAGGGAAAGUACUGGGUGGAUCCUCUCAAGUGAAUUACAUGAUCUAUGGUAAUGGAUACCCAGUAGACUACGAUGAAUGGGCAUCUAUAACAAACGACAGUACCUGGGCUUUCAAAAAUAUCUUCCCUCUCAUCAAACAAACUGAAAAAGUCACAGACAAAACCAUUCUGAAUUCACCUGAUGUGGCCUACCACGGCACAGAAGGCAAGAUACGACUUAAAAGAUACCAUUCUGGGCAAAGUGAUGCAGCUUUAAACGCUUAUAGAGAAAUGGGUUACAAUGUUCCAAACGAUAUCAACCCAAGUCACGAGUUUGGUUUUUCCAAUGCUUACCUUGCUAUUGGACAGGGUAAUAGACAGAGUACCGCCUAUUCGUUUUUCAGUUCUGAGAGGGAUAACCCAAAUUUAAAAGUCUCGUACCACUCCGUAGCUACCAAGAUUAUUUUCGAUGAAAACAAACGCGCUAUUGCAGUGAGAGUUCGCACAAAGGACAAAAAAUAUAUAACUAUAAAUGUAAAAAAGGAGGUAAUCGUUACUGCUGGUACUUUUAAAUCUCCCCAAGUGCUUAUGCUUUCUGGCAUCGGACCGAAACAGCAUUUGGAGAGCAAAAACAUCAAAGUGGUUUCAGAUUUACCUGUAGGCCAAAACUUGCAAGACCAUCCCACAGCUGUUAUGGUAUACAAGAUGGGUCCAGUACAACCUGCGCCCCCACCAAAUCCUCACGAAUUCCCAGUGGAAUUGAUCACAGGUCGCGUGGCAAAGGAUAAAUGCCAAAAACGUGCAAACUAUAUAAUCCAUAGUGGAGUUAUCGUCUCUCCCUUGUUUUUUUUCACACUUUGUAGCUAUGUUUUCAAUCUUAGAAAUGAAGUUUGCGAUCGCAUAUACAAGGAGCUCUCUGGCAGACAGAUAUUUUUACUUACUAAUGGUCUUUUGUAUCCUGAAUCACGGGGUGAAGUAAUUCUUAAUAGCACUGAUCCUGAAGAGAAGCCGAUUAUCAAACUUGGAUUAUAUUCUCAUCACCGAGACAUAGAACGCCAUGCCGAAUAUGUACAGCAUUACUAUGAGAAAGUGAAGGCUCACUACAAUAAAAGCAAUGGCUAUGAAUUUGUUGAUCCAGGACUAGAGUUGUGCAAGGGACUGAAAAACGGGACACAUGAUUAUUGGAAAUGUUAUAUUCGGGGGAUGUCAACAACUUUGCACAACUACGUCGGUACUUGUGCCAUGGGAUCCGUGGUGGAUUCAAAGCUUCGAGUGAUAGGCGUUAAAGGCGUCAGGGUAGCUGAUGCCAGUGUAAUGCCUAAAAUAGUCGGAGCUAAUGUUGAAGCAUCAGUCAACAUCAUCGCUGAGAAGCUUGUUGAUAUUCUGGUUCAGAAAUAUAAACCUUCUGCUUAUUAAAUAAAAAUAAAUUCAAUUGGAAGAUUACAAUGGUGAUUUUAUUUAAACAUUUUCCCUGUUACCUUUAUUUGCAGUUUCAUCUACGUUUUAACUUAAGUAUGAUUUUUAAUUUACCUCUAUAUUGGUAGAUGUUUGACGAUAGUUAGAUGAACGUGUAGAAUUAUUGUCCAACUACAUAAGUUAGAAGAUUAACUGAAAUAUUGUACAAAUCCAAUACACAUACUAUUGCUUUCUUCUUAGCCAGCGACAUCAAGUUAGUUCUUGGUAAACCGCAAUUCUCGAAACUGUCAGGAUGGAUAAGGAUAGUGAGACUAGCGUAAGAUACUUAAUUAAAAAAUUAUAGCCAGCAUGAAGUAUUUUGCUAAUACUUUGUAAAAAAUCAUUCAACAACUAGAGAUAGACAUACAAACUUGUUUAUUAUCUAAGAGAAAGUAGGUUAUUGUUACACAUAAUAGAAAUUAAUUAAUUACAAAUUCUAAAUUUUCCAAGAGGUAUAUAAGAGUUUUUCUUUGUGAGUGAAUUCUCAGUCCUGCUGUGACAGGGUAAGUAUAUGGAUCCUUUAUAGAUAUAAUUAAUAUGGAGACUUUGGGUUUUAACUAAUCUUAUUAUAAGCAUGUUUGUUUAUGCAAACUUCAAUUAUUAGUUCUUCGAAUCUAUAUAAAUUAUUAUCAUAUUCAAAGUAACUAAUGUUCUCCAGCAUCGUGUCGCUAGACAUACAUAAAAAAAACUGUCUAGUUUCCCAGGAGUGGGAUGAUAAAUAAAAGAUCAGCGACGAUGAUGAAACACGAAGUAAACGAAUUGUAAUCUCAUUUCAGGCUUCACGAACCGAUGUUUUAAUAUUCCAAAACUGAAAUGGAUGUAGCAUCAGUUCUAUCAAAUGUCGCCAAGACACAGAAUAUUCUCAAGUUGCUGACGUUUCUACAGCUGACGACAUAUUUAUGGCCACCAGAAGCUACUGUAAAAGAUGGAGAAUCAGCAGAUUUCGUAAUCAUUGGGGGUGGAACUGCUGGAAGUAUUAUUGCCAGUUAUUUAGCAAAAUAUGAAAACAUAAGCGUUUUAGUCAUAGAAGCUGGUGGCAUGGGUGAAUAUGAAACUCAGCAACCAGGACUAUUUACAUAUCUGAGAAACACAGAAUAUGACUGGCAGUUUAGAAUAGAACGCGAUGUGACGAUGAAACCUAGAGAUAAAAGUGUAAUACAGCAAGGGAAAGUGCUUGGUGGGUGCUCUCAAGUAGGAUUUUUGGGUUAUGGCAUUGGACACCCUAGGGACUACGACAAAUGGGCAGUCAUAACCAACGACAGCUCCUGGAAAUUAGAAAAUCUUUAUCCUCUUAUCAAAAGAACAGAAAAAGUCACAGACGAAACCAUUCUUAAUUCACCAGAUGUCGCCUUUCAUGGUACAGAAGGCAAACUGCGCAUCAAAAAAUACCAUUCUGGGAUAAAUGAUGGAUUCUUCGAAGCGUAUAAAGAAAUGGGUAUCAAGGUUAUUAACGAUUUCAAUGCAAAUCAUACAUUUGGCUAUACCAAUGGUUACGUCACUGUUGGACAGGGUAACAGACAAAGUACUGCUUAUUCCUUUUUGAGUCCAGAAAGGGAUAACCCCAAUUUAAGAGUCUUGUACCACUCCGUAGCUGCCAAGAUUAUUUUCGAUAAAAACAAACGUGCUGUUGCAGUGAGAGUCCUCACAAAGGAAAAGAAGUAUAUAACCAUAAAUGUAAAGAAGGAGGUAAUCGUUACUGCCGGUACUUUUAAAUCUCCGCAGUUGCUUAUGCUUUCUGGCAUUGGACCAAGACAACACUUGGAGAGCAAAAGAAUCAAAGUUGUUUCAGAUUUACCGGUAGGACAAAACUUGCAAGAUCAUCCGUCAGUAGUAAUGGCUCACAAAAUGGGUCCGAUGCGUCCAAUACCACCAAGAAAUCCUCACGAGCAGGUUGUACAAAUAAUGGAAGGUCGUGUGGCCAUAGAUGAACGCCAAAAACGUGCAGACUAUCUACUCCGUAGUGCACUUAGCUUCAAACAGUCGUCAGUUUUACAACUUUGUAGCUUUGUGUUCAAUAUUAGAGAUGAAGUUUGUGAUCGUAUAGCAAAAGCAACUUCUGGUAGGGAGGUAAAUUUUGUAACUCAUCUUCUUAUGUAUCCUGAUUCGCGGGGUGAGGUUAUACUUAAUAAUACGGAUCCAGAAGUGAAUCCAAUUAUCAAACUACGAUAUUACUCUAAUCCCCGAGACAUUGAACGACAUGCUAUAUAUCUAGAACAUUACAAUCGAAUAGUAAAUACUUCGUAUUACAGAAGACUUAAUGCUGAAUUUGUGGAUCCAGGACUAGAAAAGUGUCAGGGUCUGGCACAAGGAACUCACGCUUACUGGAAGUGUUAUGUUCUAGAAAUGGCUUCGACUUUGAACAAUUUCGUCGGCACUUGUGCCAUGGGAUCUGUUGUGGAUUCAGAACUUCGAGUGAUUGGUGUGAAAGGUGUCAGGGUAGCUGAUUCCAGUGUAAUGCCUGAAAUAGUCGGAGCCACUGUUCAAGCAACAGUUAACAUCAUCGCUCAGAAACUAGUUGAUAUUUUAAUUAAAGAAUAUAAUCUUUCUGCGCGUUAAAUAUAUAAUUCAUCCUAAGAUUACAA